AAGUUGAGAGUGUUAAGAGUUAGGACUCCAUAAUUUAACUACUUCCUGGGUGAUGCAAACCCAUGGAAGAGACGCAAACACCAACGACGACGCUCGCAGUCUUCGAAGCAAGACAGUGAGAUAACAGAUUGAUCAUGCCUUGAAAUCACCAUUAGAACGCCAUCGUUUCGUGCAGGAGAAGAUAUUGGGAUUGACAAUCUGAGGGACAGGGAAGGGAGUUAUUUUUCUUUAAAAUUUUGUAGGGAAUGGAGGUUGAGGUUUCUGGUUCAAAGCCGUCGUCGUCCAUCGAUGGUGCUACAAAAGGGAGAAGAAGGGAGAAGAUGCGUGUCAAGACCAAAGACUUGCAGGAUGUGCUUGAGCAAUGCCAGAGAGCUCUUGAAUUGCUAAAGAACGCUGGUGACGAUGGCGUCGACGCUGAUGGGGAGGAGGAAGAUGCGGGGGAGGUGACUGAUCAGGAUUUAUCGUCUCGGUGUGGUGAUACUGAGACUUCUGAGUUGUGUGAUCUUUUGAAAUCUAGAGUUGAAUCACCUAACUUCCUUCAGAAGCUAGAGAAUGUCCAGGUGUCAGUACCACAAAAUAUGGCAGAAGGUAGCUCUUGGGACAUGGUCAGUGCAAAUGAUUUAUGGGAUGGUGCAAAUUUGGAAUCUGAUAUUGAGACGGACCCAGAAGGUUAUGUUCUAGUUGGACAAGAUGAUAUAGUGGAUGGCAUUGCAUCUUUCAUGGCUGCGUAUUUGCUAUCUCUAAAGGAAACAAAAGAUUUAACUCCAAAUCAACUCCAAGAAGCUCUCAGCAAAACAUUCUCUGUAAAAAAGACAAAAGGAAAACUCAGAAGGGCAUGGGAUGGAAGCAAAGUUCUUUAUAAUGUGGCAUCCUGGAGUGCAACCGCCAUUGGGAUAUACCAAAACCCAGCACUAUUUAGGGCGGCUUCUGCGGCCUUUAGGACUUCGUGCCGUGUUAUAUCAAGGCUUUUGUGAAUUCACUGUUGCUACGAUGAAGGUCAGAAGCUUGGGAUUUGCUGUUCAAUGUUGCUCACAUGGAGUUCCACGAGAUUUGUAACAUGAUAAUUUUGUGAUACAAAUUAAUCGGUUGCUCAAUGUUAUUGUUACGAUGUAUAUAUUUUCAAUUCUAGAAGCAGUUCCUUUUGUCGUCGUGGAAGACUAGAAUCAUCUAAUUGAAUUUAUUUGAAAUGUGUAUUGGAUCUCCUAAAUGGGGUUCCAUAGACGGUUUGUUCAAACAGUUGCAUGCUUUCUUGCAAGUCUUAACAUGUUACAAGGAUCCAUAUAUGCAAUAAAUUACUAUAUUUUGGCUUAA
Messenger RNA from Macadamia integrifolia, 1311 nucleotides. RefSeq lists its product as uncharacterized. The transcript is spliced from 6 exons. Lineage: Eukaryota; Viridiplantae; Streptophyta; Magnoliopsida; Proteales; Proteaceae. Bases 246 to 974 code for a protein of 242 amino acids. The record is from RefSeq and is a predicted model, not a curated record.